CUUUAUCGUGGGACACCAGGCGGAAGUGGUUUGUCUCUUGAAGACCGUCAGUGUUUUUGUGUUUUUGGAGUGAGUUGGGAGAAGGUUGUGUCGCGUCCCGGAUAAAUGUUUGAGUUGUUGAAGCAACAAUGUCUUCAUCUGAGAGUUUGAGAGAGUUGAUCAUCGAGCGACUAACUGCUGCUGCUGAAGAAAUAUUCGGACUCUUUGAAAGAACUGUCGUCCAGUACGAGGAAGAGAUCGAUCGUCAGCGCAGACUGCUGGAUAUCACCUGGAAACCUGAGAUAAAGUUACACAGAAUAGUUGGGAGCUUGAGAGAUUUGAUCACCGAGCGAUUGAUGGCUGCUGCUCGAGAGGAAAUAUUCGGACUCUUUGAAAGAACUUUCGUCCAGUACGAAGAAGAGAUCGAUCGUCAGCGCAGACUGCUGGAUAUCACCUGGAAACCUGAGAUAAAGUUACACAGAAUAGACCAGCCACAGCAUUAUGUUUGUAAGGAGGAGGAGGAGGAAGUUGUAGAUGACCAGCUUUCUAAGCAGGAGAGGGCCUCCAGUCUGAACCAGGAGGAACCAGAACCUCUACAGCUUAAAGAGGAACAGGAGGAACCAGAACCUCCAGGGAUAAAACAGGAACAGGAGGAAUUCUCCUGCAGCAGUCAGCCGGAAGAACAUCUUGUAUUGAAGCUGGAGGCUGAUUCCUUGAUGGAGACUUGUACUGAUGAGGAAAGUGAGCUCAGUGAACCACAACCAAAAAGUGAGAGCCCAGAUCAGGGAGGAAUCGAGUAUGUGGACUCAGGAUCAACUAGAAAUGCAGAGCUGAAUCCAAAGAAGAGAAGAAGACAUUGCAGAGACACAAGUCACAGUAACAAUGUAGACAACUCUCCCAUGUCAGAGAGUCAGAGUGAUACUGACACAGAUAAAAAGUCUGUAACAUGUGACAUCUGUGGAAAAACCUUCAAGACCAAUUUCAACAUGAGGGUGCAUCGCAGAUCUCACACAGGUGAGAGGCCAUAUUGUUGCGAAACAUGUGGGAAGAGUUUCAGAAGGACUGAUAACUUGUCAGUCCACAUGAGAAUCCACACCGGUGAGCAUCUGUAUUUCUGUGACAUCUGUGGGAAGGGUUUCCGUUGGAAAAGUCACCUUAAUGCCCACAUGAGGACUCACACGGGUGAGAAGCCAUACCUCUGUAAAGUGUGUGGGAAAAGAUACUCGGCCUUGUCGUCAAUUAGAAAUCACAUGAGAAUCCACUCGGGUGAGAGGCCGUACUGUUGCGAGACAUGUGGGAAAAGUUUCAGUCAGGGUAGCCAUUUGACCGCACACAUGAUGACUCACACAGGGGAGAAACCGUACCUCUGUAAAGUGUGUGGUAAAGGUUUUGGUCGUAAUACUCAUUUGACGAGUCACAUGAAGACUCAUACAUGUAAGAAGUUUUCAUCCUGAAAUAUUCAUUCAUUCUCUGUAACCAGUUAUCCUCUGGAGGGUCACAGGGGGUUGGAGUCAUUGGGCCAGAGGUGGGGUCCACCCUGGACAGGUCUCCAGUCUGUCUAGGGCUACCACAGAGAGGCUAAUGUAGAAUCACCAAUGAACCUAUAUGUACUUGGACAGUGGGAGGAAACCAGAGUACCUGGUGAGAACCCACACAAAAACAGGCGACAGCUGUGAGACAUCGAUGCUAGCCGCCAAAAAGACAAAUUUGUUGAGGUUGAAAGUAGAACUUAAAGAUACAAAGUGCCUUCAGACUCUGCUUCAACAACCUUGUGGGUUUGCUGCUUGUAACACUGUGUGAGCUUGAUUUAAUAAAGUCUUUUUUACCAGUU
Molecule: messenger RNA, 1810 nt
Organism: Mugil cephalus (flathead mullet)
Lineage: Eukaryota; Metazoa; Chordata; Actinopteri; Mugiliformes; Mugilidae
Product: zinc finger protein 34-like
Exons: 3
Coding region: 129-1433 (434 amino acids)
Biological process (GO): regulation of transcription by RNA polymerase II; central nervous system development
Cellular component (GO): nucleus
Molecular function (GO): DNA-binding transcription factor activity, RNA polymerase II-specific; RNA polymerase II cis-regulatory region sequence-specific DNA binding
Source: RefSeq, a predicted model, not a curated record